GUGUGAUUACGACCGCCACGCACGGAACCGGCAUCUCGUUCAAAAUCUUGGGGGAUGACGUCCUCUCUCUAUCUCUCCUUUUGGCAGACUGCACGCUCGUCUACUGCUCUCGUUAUGAGAACUCGGACCUCUUCAAGGCCACUCUAUGCGGCCUGGGAUCGACCGGACUCGUCGUUUCCGUUCAGAUCCGCGUAGAACCGGCCUUUCGACUCAGGGAAACCCAAGAGACACGCGAAUUUGAAGACGUGAUGGAGAACUUGGACGAAAUUGUCCAAAAGGCACAACACGUCCGGUUAUGGUGGUAUCCGCAAAACAAAACUGUUCGCGUCUGUAGCGCCGAUCGAACCACAGAGUUUGCUCAACAUACGACCGAAUGGGCCAUCCCAUACGAAUACACCAAAGAAUGCCUAGUACACCUCAACAAGUGGCUCGAAGAAGAACCUUACAGUACCAACGGAACAUAUCCAAAUUUUCCUAUAGAAUUACGUUUCUCCGCUCCAGACGACAUCUGGCUGAGUCCCGCGUAUGGCCGGCGGACCUGCUGGAUCGGUAUCAUACAAUUCAAGUACCCACAUCCCAUGCCUCAUCUGCGUCACAAUGCCGUCGCCGGCGGUAGCGAAAACGCACCGCUCCCUAUUCUCAUGUGUCCCACCCGAUCAAACUUAUGCUCGGUGGUCAUCUAG
Acaulospora colombiana is the source of this 683-nucleotide messenger RNA. NCBI's taxonomy places the organism in Eukaryota, Fungi, Glomeromycota, Glomeromycetes, Diversisporales, Acaulosporaceae. The record is from the annotation of a GenBank genome assembly.